Molecule: messenger RNA, 513 nt
Organism: Emericellopsis atlantica
Lineage: Eukaryota; Fungi; Ascomycota; Sordariomycetes; Hypocreales; Bionectriaceae
Product: D-Tyr tRNAtyr deacylase-like domain-containing protein
Exons: 4
Coding region: 1-513 (170 amino acids)
Biological process (GO): tRNA metabolic process
Cellular component (GO): cytoplasm
Molecular function (GO): D-tyrosyl-tRNA(Tyr) deacylase activity
Source: RefSeq, a predicted model, not a curated record
AUGAAGGCCAUCAUUCAACGGGUCCUCUCAGCAUCUGUCACCGUCGACAAGGAGGUAGUGUCGUCCAUCGGCAAAGGGAUCUUGGUAUUUGCCGCUGUGGCCCCCAAUGAUACCGAGAAGGAGAUGAACGCCAUUGCGGCCAAAGUCACAAAAAUGAGGUUGUGGGACGACGAAAAUGGCGCCAAGGUUCGUUCUGCAUCUUCAAGAACUUGUACUCUUGGUUCUGACAAGAUGCAGUGGAAGGAAUCCGUCAAAGACAUAGGUGGCGAGAUCCUGUGCGUCUCACAAUUCACACUCCUUGCUCGCACAAAAAAGGGCACCAAACCUGACUUUCACGGGGCCGCCAACCCGGAAGACGCAAAGCGGUUAUACGACCACUUUGUCGGCGCUGUGAGGAAGGAAUACGAGUCCGAUCGGGUUAAAGACGGAGUGUUCCAGGCGAUGAUGGAGGUCGCCUUGGUGAAUGAUGGUCCGGUCACGCUAGAGCUGCAAGCCGGCGAGAAGAUAGAAUAG